GCCGCCGCCGCCGCCGCGGGGCUCGGAGCCGCGGGCCGGGUGGCGGCCCUGAGGACGAGUGGCGGGCCGAAACGCCACCGCGGAGCCGAGGCGGAGCCGCUGUCCUCGUCCCCAGCGGUCCCGCCCAACGCCAGACUCUGCUAGUGAUAUGCAGUGUGACAAUUUCUCAUGGUGCUGGGCAGAAGCAGUGAACCGCACCUCCCAAUCAGCCAGAUGAUCAGGAGGGUAAAUGACUAUAUUCUACAGUAUGCUGUGUUGUCAGGUGAUUCUGCCCAACUGUAUGCUAAUGUGACACAACUAAAAAAACAAAAUCAAAAAACCACAGUAUUUAUGGAAUUCCAAUGAGUGGUAAUGGAUGAUGCAGUUCAAAUAACUAAGAUAAGCAUGGAUUCCUGGUUCAUUCUUGUUCUGCUUGGCAGUGGUCUGAUACGUGUCAGUGCCAACAAUGCUACCACAGUUGCACCUUCUGUAGGAAUUACAAGAUUAGUUAACACAUCAACGGCAAAACCAGUUAAAGAAGAGGCCAAAACUUCAAAUCCAACUUCUUCACUACCUUCUCUUUCUGUGACACCAACGUUCAGCCCAAAUAUAACUCUGGGACCCACCUAUUUAACCACUGCCAAUUCUUCAGACUCUGACAAUGGGACCACAAGAACAGCAAGCACUAAUUCUAUAGGCACUACAAUUUCACCAAAUGGAACGUGGCUUCCAGAUAACCAGUUCACGGAUGCCAAAACAGAACCUUGGGAGGGAAAUUCCAGCACUGCAGCAACCACUCCAGAAACCUUCCCUCCUUCAGGUAAUUCUGACUCAAAGGACAGAAGAGAUGAGACGCCAAUUAUUGCAGUGAUGGUGGCCCUGUCCUCUCUGCUAGUGAUCGUGUUUAUUAUCAUAGUUUUGUACAUGUUAAGGUUUAAGAAAUACAAGCAAGCUGGGAGCCAUUCCAAUUCUUUCCGCUUAUCCAACGGCCGCACUGAGGAUGUGGAGCCCCAGAGUGUGCCACUUCUGGCCAGAUCCCCAAGCACCAACAGGAAGUACCCACCCCUGCCAGUGGACAAGCUGGAAGAGGAAAUUAAUCGAAGAAUGGCAGAUGACAAUAAGCUCUUCAGGGAGGAAUUCAACGCUCUCCCUGCUUGUCCUAUCCAGGCCACCUGUGAGGCUGCUUCCAAGGAGGAAAACAAGGAAAAAAAUCGAUAUGUAAACAUCUUGCCUUAUGACCACUCUAGAGUCCACCUGACACCAGUGGAAGGGGUUCCAGAUUCUGAUUACAUCAAUGCUUCAUUCAUCAAUGGCUACCAAGAAAAGAACAAAUUCAUUGCCGCACAAGGACCAAAAGAAGAAACGGUAAAUGAUUUCUGGAGGAUGAUCUGGGAACAAAACACAGCCACCAUCGUCAUGGUUACCAACCUGAAGGAGAGAAAAGAGUGCAAGUGCGCCCAAUACUGGCCAGACCAAGGCUGCUGGACCUAUGGGAAUAUUCGGGUAUCUGUAGAGGAUGUGACCGUCCUGGUGGACUACACAGUACGGAAGUUCUGCAUCCAGCAGGUGGGCGACAUGACCAACAGAAAGCCACAGCGCCUCAUCACUCAGUUCCACUUUACCAGCUGGCCAGACUUUGGGGUGCCUUUUACCCCGAUCGGCAUGCUCAAGUUCCUCAAGAAGGUGAAGGCCUGUAACCCUCAGUAUGCAGGGGCCAUCGUGGUCCACUGCAGUGCAGGUGUAGGGCGUACAGGUACCUUUGUCGUCAUUGAUGCCAUGCUGGACAUGAUGCAUACAGAGCGGAAGGUGGACGUGUAUGGCUUUGUGAGCCGGAUCCGGGCACAGCGCUGCCAGAUGGUGCAAACAGAUAUGCAGUAUGUCUUCAUAUACCAAGCCCUUCUGGAGCAUUAUCUCUAUGGAGAUACAGAACUGGAAGUGACCUCUCUAGAAACACACCUGCAGAAAAUUUACAACAAAAUCCCAGGGACCAGCAACAAUGGAUUAGAGGAGGAGUUUAAGAAGUUAACAUCGAUCAAAAUCCAGAAUGACAAGAUGCGGACUGGAAACCUUCCAGCCAACAUGAAGAAAAACCGAGUUUUACAGAUCAUUCCAUAUGAAUUCAACAGAGUGAUCAUUCCAGUUAAGCGGGGCGAAGAGAAUACAGACUAUGUGAAUGCAUCCUUCAUUGAUGGCUACCGGCAGAAGGAUUCCUAUAUUGCCAGCCAGGGCCCUCUUCUCCACACAAUUGAGGACUUCUGGCGAAUGAUCUGGGAGUGGAAAUCCUGCUCUAUCGUGAUGCUAACAGAACUGGAGGAGAGAGGCCAGGAGAAAUGUGCCCAGUAUUGGCCAUCUGAUGGACUGGUGUCCUAUGGAGAUAUUACAGUGGAACUGAAGAAGGAGGAGGAGUGUGAGAGCUACACCGUCCGAGACCUCCUGGUCACCAAUACCAGGGAGAAUAAGAGCCGGCAGAUCCGGCAGUUCCACUUCCAUGGCUGGCCUGAAGUGGGCAUCCCCAGUGAUGGAAAGGGCAUGAUCAGUAUCAUCGCCGCCGUGCAGAAGCAGCAGCAGCAGUCAGGGAACCACCCCAUCACCGUGCACUGCAGCGCUGGGGCAGGAAGGACGGGGACCUUCUGUGCACUGAGCACCGUCCUGGAGCGUGUAAAAGCAGAGGGGAUUUUGGAUGUCUUCCAGACUGUCAAGAGCCUGAGGCUACAGAGGCCACACAUGGUCCAGACACUGGAACAGUAUGAGUUCUGCUACAAGGUGGUGCAGGAAUAUAUUGAUGCGUUCUCAGAUUAUGCCAACUUCAAGUAGGCGGCAACAAGGGCCCAUGGACCAGAGGGAUUGCCUUUAAUAUUUUGUAAUAUUCUGUUUUGUUAAUAUACCCCAAAUUGUGUAUAUAUCUUAUAACUGUUUUAGAAAUUGGUACAUAGGCUUCUAUUACCUAUUAGGUGGAGAUUUUAUAUGUAAAUGUGUUAGCACUGAUAGUCCUUUUUCCAAUGUUUUAUUGGGGAAUUAAAUAGUGUGAUGUUUGGAUUGAUAUCGUGAAACCCUCAGCCAGGAAAUUGGGCUGGAUUGUUCUUUGGUUAAUACAUCUUUCCCUAAAGAAGAUAAACAAAAUCCAUUCCAGGUAGCUCAGCACCAACUAAGAAAAAAAAGCACAAAGUUCUCAGAGCUCUCGAGAAAAGUGGUUGUCCCCAUGCCACCAUGCACUGUAAAUAUCCCUCCCCUCUCUCCCUGGCCCCCUCCCCUGCCCCCAUCACCUACAUCGUGGGGAGUAAUGGGACCAGAGCGGUAUCUCUGGCACCACACUAGGGACUAUCAGGUAAUAAAAGCUUUGACUCCCUGAGGAAA
This is a messenger RNA of Callithrix jacchus (white-tufted-ear marmoset), 3333 nucleotides long. RefSeq names its product protein tyrosine phosphatase receptor type A (gene PTPRA). Gene Ontology annotation, biological process: protein dephosphorylation. Gene Ontology annotation, molecular function: protein tyrosine phosphatase activity. Lineage: Eukaryota; Metazoa; Chordata; Mammalia; Primates; Cebidae. The record is from RefSeq and is a predicted model, not a curated record.